Messenger RNA from Sardina pilchardus (European sardine), 5083 nucleotides. RefSeq names its product Sin3A-associated protein a (gene sap130a). Lineage: Eukaryota; Metazoa; Chordata; Actinopteri; Clupeiformes; Clupeidae. Gene Ontology annotation, cellular component: Sin3-type complex. The coding region runs from base 64 to 3312 and encodes 1082 amino acids. The transcript has 21 exons. The record is from RefSeq and is a predicted model, not a curated record. Gene Ontology annotation, biological process: negative regulation of transcription by RNA polymerase II.
GUGUUGACUAAAAAGACGAAUGGAGAGUGACUAACUCAACGGUUAACGUUGUUUAGCAGGAAGAUGAGUUCUCAGCAGUUUCCAAGGACGGCGUUGCCCUCCGCAGCUAUAGGGCAAGGCCAGGCACCUGGAGGAAACACCAGCCUCACUGCAGGGAAUCAGCCUGGGAGCCAGCCAGCAGGUGAUGAUGAGGGCAGUCGAGAUACUGACCAUGCCCAAGACCAUCCACCAAACAGUGGCAGUAGCACUGGAGGGGCGUUGCCAUUCCGUGACGACAAGCAGGAGCCCGUGGUGGUGAGGCCCUACCCACAAGUACAGUCCCUUGGUCAGCCUCCCACGCUGCCCCAUCAUGUGCCCAUCCAGCCCAGCCCGCCUGUCUCUGUGCCUGGCCCACCAGUGCAUCUGCCCCAGGGCCAGCCACUCACCUUUUCAGAGGGACCUGUGAAGGCUCCUAUGAAGUCACCCAUGCCCAGCCGCCUCAUAGCACCAGCUCCAACAGCUGGCCAAGGGCACCUCUCCGUGCCCCCCAAAGUGCCCACUCACAUUGCUGUCACCCCAGAGAGCAGCAUUGCCCCCACCUCCUCCAUCCCUGUGGCAACCAUCAGUGGACAGCAGGGCCACUCCAGUAAUCUGCACCACAUGAUGGCCAACGUGCAGAUCAUCCGAAGCAGCACCCCAGCUCUGCAGAUCGGUUCACCUGUUGCCCCUCCACACACCUUCACAUCCCACUUGCCAAGAGGAGCUGCUGCAGCAGCGGUCAUGUCGAGCACCAAAGGGCCCACAGUGCUGAGGCCAGCCUCCGGAGCCGGCGCAGGGCCCGGCCAGCCAACUGCUGUCCAGCACAUCAUCCAUCAGCCCAUCCAGUCGCGGCCAGUGGUGACCACCUCCACAGCUGUGCUGCCCACGGUAGUGGCCCCCAUCUCAGCUGCUAGGACCCAGUCUCCAGUCAUCAGCCCUGUGGUCACACACAGCACCACAGACAUGGUCCAUGGGCGACCAGGACUGACCAUUCACCAGCCCCCUCCGGCCACCAUCAGCAUCCAGAGACCAGCCACGCCGCGAGACACGGCCACCCGCAUCACCCUGCCUUCACACCCUGCCAUCGGAGCUCAGAAACCACAGCCCCCACACACUGUGACUCAGAAGCCUAUUUUUAGCACGGUGACUCCUGCUGCAACAGUGGCUCCAAUUCUGGCCACCAACACUGUGCCAUCAACAACCUCUCCAGGCUCUGUUCCACACACGCAGAUGACCAGCAGCACCAUUGUCACCAUGACGAUGCCCUCUCACUCCUCUCAUGCCACUGCAGUCACCACCUCUGCCAUCCCCGUGGCCAAAGUGGUGCCGCAGCCCAUCGCACACACCUCCCCCCGUAUCCAGGCCGACUACCCCGGCGAGAGGACCAACCUCAUCCCCAUCCCCGGCCAUCGCUCCUCUCCCAACCCUGUUGCCAUGGAGCCACGCAGUGACAACAGGCCCUCUGUGCCAGUGCAGUUCCAGUACUUUCUGCCCACCUACUCGUCGUCUCCGUACCCUCUGACACACACCUACACUCCCAUCACCAGCUCUGUGUCCACCAUCCGCCAAUAUCCAGUCACCCCCCAGGCCCCCAGUCCGGCCAUGCCCACUCAGGCAGGGGUCGGCGUGGCCACCACCGUGCACCUCAACCCCAUGCAGCUGAUGGCCGUGGACCGCAUCGGCCUGCAGUCGGCCCAGAUCAGCACCCAGAGCCUCCAGCCCGCCUCCAUGGCCGCCCAGGGCAUCCAGCCGGCGCCCAUCGGAGUGCAGGGCCUGCAUGCCACCGCGCCAAUCAGCACACAGGGCAUCCAGCAAGCACCAAUGGCAACGCAGCAGCCCCAGCCAGAGGCCAAACCGUCAGGCGUGGUCCUGGCCGACAGCUCCGCCUUCGUCACCAACCCCAUCGGCAGCACGUUUGGCGCCACCCAGCCCGUCACCACUGUGGUGCAGACCCACCCCCAGGGCGUGGGGUCGGGGGUGCCCACCAUCGGCUCCUCCCCGAGGCCCAGCAUCCUCCGCAAGAAGCCUGCCAACGAGGGAGGCGUGCGUAAGAACCUGCUGGCGGCCCAGGCAGGGGAGCCAGGCCCCGGCCGAAUGGAGAGCGCCGUCAGGGGGGUGGCGGGGUCCCCGCGACCGGCCGGGGUGAAGCCCAAAGCGGACCUGCACGUGGCCAUGGCGCCCCCGGUGAUGGCUGCCGUGGAGGCGUUGCCCCCCCACGUCGUCGAGCAGCAGCAGCAGCAGCAGCAGCAGCAGGCGCAGCCCCUCCCCCCCCAGGCCCUGCACCAAUCACAGCCCAUCCCCACGCUGCUGGCCCCGCCCCUGCCCCCGCCCCCCUCCCAGCCGGCGGCCGUGCUCUCGGCGCUCCCGGCGGCCAUGGCGGUGACGCCGUCCGUCCCGGCCUCCAUGGCCAACGCCGUGGCCUCCCCCACCCAGCCGGCGGCCAGCGGCACCGCCCUGUGCGCCGUCAGCUCCACCUGCCCCGAGCUCAAGGUCAAGCAGGAGGUGGAGACCAUGGACACCUCACAGCCAGUGGCCAGUGUGACGUCCACGCCAGGCCCUGCUCCGGCCCUCUCCUCCUCCCAAGCGCCGGCCACCCUGAGCGCGCCCUCCCAGCCCGGGGACCUGCUCCCGGGGGCCUCCCCGCGCAAGAAGCCCCGCAAGCAGCAGCACGUCAUCUCCACGGAGGAGAGCGAGAUGAUGGAGACCAACAGCACCGACGAGGAGAAGAUCGGGAGCAGGACCAUGGGCAGCCGCUCGGACCGACACGAGUCCCCGCCCAGGGAGUACGUGGACGAGGAGGGCGUACGCUACGUGCCCAAACGCAUCCGACCCCCCAUCACUCUGCUGAGCCACUACCGCAACCCCUGGAGAGCCGCCUACCACCACUUCCAGAGGUAUACCGACAUCCGGGUCAAAGAGGAGAAGAAGGGCUCCCUGCAGGACAUGGCCAAUCAGAGGGGCGUCGUGUGCAGAGCGCAGGGCUGGAAGAUUCACCUGUGCGCUGCUCAACUCAUGCAGCUGUCAAGUCUAGAGCACGAUGUGUACAGCCGGCUGACCAGUCUGCAGGAGGGCCUCAUCCCAAAGAAGAGGGCAGGAGCCGACGACGAGCUGCAUCGCAUCAAUGAACUCAUACAGGGUAACAUGCAGCGCUGCAAGCUAGUGAUGGACCAGGUGACGGAGGCGCGGGACACCAUGAUGAAGGUGCUGGACCACAAGGAGCGCGUGCUCAAACUGCUCAACAAGAACGGCACCACCAAGAAGAGCUCCAAGCUCAAGCGCAAGGAGAGGGCCUAGAGACUCCACCAACCCCCUCCUCCUCCUCCUCCUCCUCCUCUCCCCUCCUCCUCUCCCCGCUCCUCCCCAGAAAUGUCCCUUCUACCUCCUUGCGAGGGACUUAAAGACCUAAAGACUCAUCCUCCUCAUCCCUGCAUUCUCCUCACCUCCCUCCUGAGGGCCUAAAGACUUAACCCCAACACGUGCACACAUUCACCAACACACACAAGAAUGCAAACCCUUCAGCCGUUGUUCGAUCUGUAUUGUAGUUUCCACAGAAUCAUCCACCCUCGGUGAUAGUCAUACACUCUAGGUUAACACACAGACGAGACCCUGGAUGUCUUCAUGUGGUUUAUCCUCUCCGUCUUGUGCAGUCUCCCCUCCGUUCAGUUAAAGAAUGAAUACGGGGCCUUGAACUUCUUCCUUUUUUUGGGGUAACCUGGAAUUAGAUCCAACUGAGAAUGCUCAUCAAUAGCUGACGGUGUUUCCCAAUCACCUUUUCAAUUCUCAGUUUGAGCUCUGAAGUUCAUUGAAGAGUGUGUAUGGUCUUAGUCCUGCUGCUACUAAUAGUCUACUGUUGGCCAUUACAGCGGUGCAUUUCCCAAAACCAUAGUUGCUAACCUGUAACCUGCAACUAUGGUUUUGGGAAACGCGCCGUGGUUUGAUUAGCUACAAGUCUGUCCAUCUAGCCUUUCAUCUGGCCUUUUCGGAAGCUGUUUUAGUUGGGCGAGACCAGUUUGUAAUCAUCAACCUUCACGCGUAGCAGUUUAUGACUUUGCGCUCGGAAAUGAUCCAGCUGAAUCUGCAUUGGCCUGAGCACUGGUAAGGAUGUUCACUAAAGAAGCCAAGACAGGCCUGUCAUGGGCAUCCAUGCUUUUACACACACUCAUACACAAACACACGUUUCCUCCUUCUCAUCACCAUUUGUCACACACACUCACAAGUCAAAGAACUGUAUACUAAAUGAGGGUGACAGACACUAAACCUAAUAGUGCCCUUUUCAUGGUUUUGGUGCCUUCAAUUAUCAAAGUAUACCUAGGACAUAAUGAGUGUUCUGUGUGUUUUAUACAUGAGAAGCACGUCUGUGUGAUUGAUUUUUUGUUUUGUUCUUUUUAUUUUUUGUUUGUUUUUGUCUCCUUUUGUUUUAAAGACCAUGUAGACGUGUGGGCUUGUCUGCACACCUGUUCACUCAUCUAUGUCUUGCUACUACACCAGUCGUUACAGGUUGACUGUGUGCUGGACAGAAAUUAAUGAACAUACACCGGCCCUCUCCAAACACCCAUGUAGUGAUGCUAGUUUUUUUUUUUUUUACUGUUUUUUGUUUUGUUUGUUAAUUAUUUGUUUGUUUUGCAAGGGGAGGAUGCUGUUUAAAAUAUCUAGCCUGCCUCGAGAGCAUCAUGGAGCAAUUUUGCGAAGAGUACAGAACUGCUUGACAGAUGUACUUGAAGUGCGAUGUACUUGUGUAAUAAAAAGAAUGUGAGAAUUUUUGAAGAUUUAUGUUUAAAGAAAGUAAGAAAAAAAAUAACAACUUAAAAAUACAUUGAACCAGAUUGUUGUGUAAAUGAAAAGUGACUGUACACUCUUAGGCUUUUUUGGAAUAUGUUUAGUUUUUUGUAUGCAGAGACAGUUAGCUGUGCUCCAUAGAUGUGGCUCUUGUUUUGCAAGUUGUACGCGCUGAAGUAUGUGUGUUGAAAAGAGCCUGGUGAAAAAAAAGAGGCUCCAUUUUGUACAUUUCCUUCAUGUCUGUAUAUUAUUAUGUGCUUAUGCAGUAAAAUACUGUACAUUUAUGCCA